This is a messenger RNA of Pseudoliparis swirei, 5161 nucleotides long. It is a transcript of the gene smarcad1a, whose product is annotated as SWI/SNF-related, matrix-associated actin-dependent regulator of chromatin, subfamily a, containing DEAD/H box 1 a. The record is from RefSeq and is a predicted model, not a curated record. Gene Ontology annotation, molecular function: ubiquitin binding; DNA binding; ATP-dependent chromatin remodeler activity. The transcript is spliced from 23 exons. The coding region runs from base 336 to 3518 and encodes 1060 amino acids. Lineage: Eukaryota; Metazoa; Chordata; Actinopteri; Perciformes; Liparidae. Gene Ontology annotation, cellular component: nucleus.
GGCCGAUGGAGUUCGCGGGAAACCGGCUGUAGUCGAGACACAAAAGCGUAACUGGACCCCGAAUUACACAACCGCCUUUGAUACAAAAUGAACGUGUCAUUAAUCGACUUGUUUUAAACCGUCCCGGUUAAAAACCGAGUAGUGACACCGCUUCAAAACCGCCGUGUCUUGAGGACCCGCUGCCAUGCUAGCGUCGGACGUGUGCUAACGUGAGCUAGCUAGGUUGUCUCAUUGGCUAACGGGAGCGUUGUGCUUCAUGCGACAGGACGCAGAGGAUACUGCUGACUCGAGAGGGACAAAGGGCUGCCACUGUCACACACGAACACGUCGUGAACAUGUUCAACUUGGAUCGUUUUCGUUUUGACAAUAAUAAAGCGACGACCGCAGAUAAAGACCAGGACAGCGGGUCCACUAGCCCAGAGUCCGAGAAGGAGAACAAGCCAGCUCAAAUGAAACCUGUCAAAGCAACACCGAAGUCCCAUGCCCAAGGAGUGGUUUUUGAGGAAGUCCUUACUAUUGACUUGGAGGAAGAUGAGCUCCUCUGUGAAACAAUGUCCAAAUCACCAUUAACUAAGAAGUCCAAGAAUCCCAAUGGAAAGUCAUCCAAAAAUGAAGCAUCAAAUGAGGAGGACGACGAAAUGGAUGAGAAAAUGAAUGUAAUACUGGAGAUGUUUCCUCAGUUGACCAGGACGGAGGUGCUGGAGGUCAUUGGGAGCACCAGCACAUUGGAUGGUGCUGUUGCUGCGUGCCUGUUAAAGUUUGGUGAUAAAGAAGCCCCAGACCAAGGCAGGAAGAGAAAGCAGGAUGGAUCCAGCAGUUCCCAGGAAAGUUCUGAGGUUCAAACCAGCAAGAGGAGCAAGAUAACAGUGAUUUCCGAUGACGACGACGACAGAGAGCCGAGCUGGGAGAAGCAGGAGGCCAUGGUCCGAAAGCUGCAGAAGAAGUUUCCCGACCAGGACAAGGAGGAGCUGAGGCUGGUGCUGCUGGAACACGACUGGAACGUCGCGGAUGCUCGGCAGGUUCUACAAAUGUUCUCCGACUCAGAUGACACCAGUUUCGGCACACCUGACAAAGAAGAAAAUAAAUCGAGUCCGUCGAAGAGUAAAGAGAAGUCGAGCCAGGACCACAGGAAGUCGGAGCACCACAAAGAUCACAGUGACAGUGAAAGUAGGAGAAACGAAAAGGACCACAGGAAUACGAGUGAAACCGAGGAGGAGAGUGAAAAUGACACAGACGCUACAAAGGACAGUGAAGAGUCGGACUCAGACCACCACGAAGGUGCAAAAAACAGAAGUAGCCCUUCCACUAUGUCGACAUGGCUUAAAAAAAGUUCCGACCCGGGAUCCUCAUCCUCUUCUGUCUCGAAAACAACUACCUCUUCCUCCCUGAAGCCAUCGUCCUCCUCUUCCUCCACUGUUCAGAUGCUGUCAAGAUUUGCCAGUGGGACCAGUAUAGCUAAGAAGCAGGCAGCCGAGAGGAAGAUGAAGGCACUUGCCUCAAACGAACAUGUCAGUUCUGAAGAGGAAAAUGACAUGGAAGAGGAAGCGGUGAGCAGUGAAUUUGAGGACUCUGAUGAAGAGCUGGAUCCUAAAGGCAGCAUGACGGAUCUGAAGAAAGAGAUGCUCAAAUUCUUCCAUGAUGCGUCGAUCGAUGAGCUGUCGCUAAUUGCUGGUUGCUCUGUUAAAAAGGCCCAGAAGAUUUUGGAACUGAGGCCCUUUGAAUCCUGGCAACAGCUGGUGGAGCGCUUCGUUAAGGCCAACGGACUGUCGGACUCUUUACUGCUGGGCUGCAAAGUUGUCCUCAAAGAGCGGAAGGUCGUCCAGGGACUGAUGUCCAAAUGUAAAACCAUUUCCUCAAAAAUGGUCAAACAGGUCACUGAGGUGAUGGAGAGGGGCACCGGGGCCAUGACACAGCCCGUGCUGCUCAACAGCCCAAACCAGCUGAAACCCUUCCAGCUGAUUGGUCUGAAGUGGCUGCUGCUUCUGAACGAGCACAAGCUGAGCGGCAUCCUCGCCGAUGAAAUGGGUUUGGGGAAAACUAUCCAGGCUAUCGCGUUUCUGGCCGAGCUUUACGAGCGGGGAAUAGACGGCCCGCACCUCAUCACAGUUCCCGCCUCCACAUUGGAUAACUGGGUCAGAGAGCUGAAGCUGUGGUGCCCGACGCUCAAAGUUCUCGUCUAUUGUGGAUCUGUUGAGGACCGCCGCUACCUCAGACACGACCUCCUCAAUAAUGCUACUGAUUGCAACGUCAUUGUGACCACCUACAACAUGGCCAUCGGAAACGAAAGCGACCGCAGCCUUUUUCGUAAGCUGCCUCUGAAGUAUGCCGUGUUUGAUGAAGGUCACAUGCUGAAGAACAUGAACUCUCUGCGCUACCGCCACCUCAUGUCUAUUAACGCAGAGCAUCGCUUGCUGCUGACAGGAACUCCUUUACAGAACAACCUCUUGGAGCUGAUGUCUCUCCUGAACUUCAUCAUGCCUUCUAUGUUCUCCAGCUCCACGACUCAGCUUUCCAAAAUGUUUUCUAUGAAAUCCCACGAGGAGCAGAGCCGCUUUGAGAGGGAUCGUAUUUCUCAGGCCAAACUCAUCAUGAAACCUUUUAUCCUCAGAAGAGUCAAGAGCGAGGUCCUCAAGCAGUUGCCAGCCAAGGAAGCCAAAGUCGAGUCCUGUCCAAUGAGUGAGAAGCAGCAGGCUCUCUACCAGAACCUCUUCAACCAACUCAAGGCUUCUACGAGCGGCGAGAAACGUGAGUUGUGUAACGUGAUGAUGCAGUUGAGGAAGAUGGCCAACCACCCGCUGCUUCAUAGACAGUACUACACCACAGAAAAGCUCAAAGCCAUGAGCAAACUCAUGCUCAAGGAGCCAACUCACUAUGACGCAAACGCUGCUCUGAUCCAGGAAGACAUGGCAGUGAUGUCGGACUUUGAGCUGAACCGUCUGUGCCAGCAGUACUCCUCCAUCGGCUCCUACCAACUGGAAAAGAAUCUCCUCCUCGACUCUGGCAAAUUCCACCACCUCACGAAGCUACUGGCCUCACAUAAAAACAAGGGGGACCGAGUGGUGUUGUUCAGUCAGUUCACCAUGAUGCUGGACAUUGUGGAGGUGCUGAUGAAACAUCUGAAGCAUCGCUACAUCAGACUGGAUGGAUCUACGCCCAUAGCGGACAGGAUCGGGUUGAUUGACGAGUACAACACGGAUCCUGACAUAUUUGUGUUCCUGUUGUCGACGCGUGCCGGGGGCCUGGGCAUCAACCUCACCUCGGCGAACGUCGUCAUCCUCCAUGACAUCGACUGCAAUCCCUACAACGACAAACAGGCAGAGGACCGAUGUCACCGUGUGGGCCAGACCAAGGUUGUCAAGGUGAUUAAGCUGAUCAGUAAGGGCAGCAUCGAGGACUGCAUGCUGCAGCUGAGCCAGAAGAAACUGAAGCUGGAGCAGGACAUGACCGCUGCUGAAGGUGGUGAAGGAACCAUUCCCGAAGAUAUGGCCUCUUUGCUCAAAGCCUCACUGGGACUGUGAUUCGCUAACGUAAAACCAGAGACUGUACAAAUACAUUUUUGAUGGCAUUCCUGUGAUUCUGUUUAGGCUUCAGUGUUGUGACCGAACACACACACACACCGUUGUGUCUAUACGGGGAAAAACUACUGGGAACCAUCUGCUGCCAUGGGACAUGAGCUCUGACAUUGAGAUCUAAUCUGCUGUGAUGCAUGGUAGCUGUGCCUAAAACACUAUUUUUACAUGCACACAGUUUCUUCUCCGACUUUGAUGAAAUCAAAAUUUAGAUGUAAUGCGCUCCACAUGUUACGCAAGGAUUCUGUAGAAACGUGAGAGAAAGUGGUUUAAAUGUUCAUAUAAAACCGUCAGUAAUGCAGCAUGCAUUGGACAAAGGUCCCUCGUUUAAUAAGUUAACCCAUGCAGUCGUACGUUGUUCACAUUCCGAAAACGAUACUGUGGGCUGGUAAGGAAAGUGAUGGAGUGGUAGAUUUCUAUAUCACCUUUCAUGCCUGAUGGUGUUGCAUUUCGGGUACUGCUCUUACUUUACAACGCUUAAAUGAUACUGGAAUGUCCUCAGACGCCAUAACUGAUCAAACUUUAUUGACUCUUGUCUGAGAAAGUCAGCACGUGUCCGACAGAUUGUUUUAUCUGUCGCCUUUCAUCCUGAUGUCAGAUUUACGUACAUUUUCUUGACGGAGGCUGACUGACUGACCUUUCUAGACUGAGCAUACCUGGUUGUGUGGGUGUCGUCGAUGAAUUUAGUACACAAUAAUCCCAGUUUCUUUCUUGAGUUUAAAACAACAAAAACUCUUCUUUGCCCUUUCUACUCCUUUUAAAUAUGUUGAGCGGAGGAACACGGAGAGGAUGAAGCAGCUGCUGCCUUCGUACUGUAUAAGUGGUGUGUGUGUUCUAACUGUACAAGUGUUAAUGUUAAAGCGUUAAGUCAUUUGUAUGUUUUUAAGGUUCCCGUUUGAACUGAAUAAAAAAAAUUGGAAUAAAAGUGUGUCAUGACGACAGUGAUUCAGCAGUAGGAAAAAAAAUGUUUGCACAGUUGGGAAAUGCUUCCCUGUAUUUGACCAGCCUUAGUUAUGAAGGAGCAGCAGUGGGGCUGCAGUGAAGCGCCCGGGGAGCAGCUGGGGGGAGUGUCUUGCUCAAGGGCACUUUGACAUGCAUCUAAUGGGAGAGCAGGGAUUGAACCGACUACCUUGUGGUUACUGGACAACCACUCUCCCCAGUUAAUGAUUUUAUUACUGUGGCACAAGGUUUGGCAACAACUCGGUCUGGUUUCCACUAAUCUUCAGAAAUAGGAAAUGGAAAAUGGCCCCUUUUUGAGUUUUAAUUUUGAAUGGCAGUCUGCUAAGAUUAUUUCAUGAAAUGCUAAUUCAUAUAAACCGUUCAGCAUGGUAUAAUAUUUAGAUCUGUAGACUGAUACUAAAUGAAUUGUACUUAAUCCACAAUGUUGCUUCUACACAUGAACAAUUCACAUGUUUGCUUUUUUCUUGAGUUAUUCAAUGUGUUGCUUUUGUUACUGUACAUGACACAUAUAUGUAUAUAUAUAUACACAUGUAUAUAUAUACACAUAUACAUACAGGACUGUCUCAGAAAAUUAGAAUAUUGUGAUAAAGUUCUUUAUUUUCUGUAAUGCAAUUAAAAAAACAAAAAUGUCA